GUUGUCUGCAAAACUAGGGGGCUCAGUGACCCAGAAGCUGCCUUACACAUCUCUUGGGCUCAGGUCAGACUGACCCUCCAUUACCAAAUCUCAAUAACAGGUCCAGAGUCCUCCACAGCUUCUUGCCUGUCCCACUGAGCUGGAUGUGCUUGCAAAAGAGCAAAUGGGGAAACAAAGCAGGACCUUUGACCCCUUGCUACCACUAUAUUAGCUCUGCAUAAAUGCUGGGGUCUCAGAUGAGCACCUACCUCAGCUUGGGCCUGAGAAGGAGAGAAAGCAGGACAGGUCUCUCUGUGUAGAGAGCAGAACUGGUACUCAAACCAUGCUGCAAUCCAGGGCAUUGGUGAUAGCUCUGAUUCUGCUCCUUAGCACCACUCUCCCCGAAGUGCAGUCAAAGUCCAUCUUUGAGAAAGACCGUCGUGAGUUGCUGGCCAUCCCUGAGACUAUUGCAUCUUACUUCUAUGAAGCUGUGAACAAGGUGUCCCCUAAAGUCAGCCAGUUCUUGUUGGAUACUGUCCAGAGUCCAACAGUUAUUGCGGCCAGACAGAGAAUCGCCAAAGAAGCAACUAAAAUCAGUAUAAUGUUUGAACAGCUGAUUGAAAAAAUAAAGACCGUGUGGUACACAAGAGUCCUAGGCUAUUAGCCAAAUGAGGACAAGUCAGCGUUUCCUGAUGUGAGUGUGUAACACCCUGCAGUGUCCUUUCCCCCUGCCCCUCCUACAGACCAAGAUCAGUCAAUAAGACAGAAUCGAUGCUCCUCUUAAUGCCACUAGAGGGAAUCCACCUUUAAAGACCAAAAGAGAAGGCAUCUGCUGAAGGCAUCUGCUGAAGCCUCCCCGGAAAAAAAUCAAGCGGCUGGGCAUGGGGAAGGCAAUAUAGAGAUUGUAAAGUUCUUCUGUAGCCAAAUCUUGACAAUUAAUUCCUCCUGAAUGGCUUGGUCAUAG
Molecule: messenger RNA, 943 nt
Organism: Passer domesticus (house sparrow)
Lineage: Eukaryota; Metazoa; Chordata; Aves; Passeriformes; Passeridae
Product: apovitellenin-1-like
Exons: 4
Coding region: 323-643 (106 amino acids)
Biological process (GO): lipid metabolic process
Cellular component (GO): chylomicron
Molecular function (GO): enzyme inhibitor activity
Source: RefSeq, a predicted model, not a curated record